Molecule: messenger RNA, 2039 nt
Organism: Uloborus diversus
Lineage: Eukaryota; Metazoa; Arthropoda; Arachnida; Araneae; Uloboridae
Product: CCR4-NOT transcription complex subunit 3-like
Exons: 13
Biological process (GO): regulation of stem cell population maintenance; regulation of DNA-templated transcription; nuclear-transcribed mRNA poly(A) tail shortening
Cellular component (GO): CCR4-NOT core complex; P-body; nucleus
Source: RefSeq, a predicted model, not a curated record
UAUGUAUUAUCACAUUCCUUCUUUAGUGUUUAUAAAUUGCUUAGUUCUCUCAAAAAUAUACUUAAUUACCAAGCUUGACUUGUUUCAGACUGAAAACAAAUUGUUCUAAACCUUUUCCAAACUUGUAAAAGCACGAUUUAUUUCUGUCUAUUCUUGACAUUUGCCAAGUUGGAUUCCCUAGUAGCAAUUUUUUAUUAUGAUUCAAAAACUUUAUUCUGCUGUUUUGUAGUUAUGGCUGAUAGAAGAAAGCUUCAAGGAGAAAUUGAAAGAUGUCUGAAAAAAGUAUCUGAAGGUGUGGAAACAUUUGAAGAUACUUGGCAGAAGGUUUACAGUGCAACAAAUGCAAAUCAAAAAGAGAAAUAUGAAGCAGAUCUCAAAAAGGAAAUUAAAAAGCUUCAGAGGUUACGAGACCAAAUCAAGACUUGGUUAACAUCAAGUGAUAUAAAAGAUAAAAGAAGCUUACAGGAUGCUAGGAAACUCAUUGAAACUCAAAUGGAGAGGUUUAAAGUGGUUGAAAGAGAAACAAAAACGAAAGCAUAUUCAAAAGAGGGUUUGGGUGCAGCACAAAAACUAGAUCCUGCCCAAAAGGAGAGAGAUGAAAUUACUUGUUGGCUUACUUCUUGUAUAGAAUGUUUAAACAUACAAGUGGAUAAGUUUGAAUCUGAGAUAGACACCAUCAAUUUUAGCUUAAAAAAGAAGAAGAAUGAUAAAGAGAAGUUGGAUCGACUGGAUGAAUUAAAAGUUCGGAAUGGGAAACAUAAAUUUCAUAUCAAUCAACUUGAAACACUUUUGAGGAUGCUAGACAAUGGAACUGUAGAAGUAGAUCAGAUCAAAAAGAUAAAAGAUGAUGUGGAAUAUUACAGAGACUGUUCACAAGAUCCUGAUUUUCAAGAAAAUGAAUUCAUUUAUGAUGAUUUGAACUUAGAAGACCUGGAUGAUUAUUUAGCAAAACAGCAAGCAGCAUAUCAGCAAACUCAACUUGAUUUAAAGAAUGCGUUGCUAGAUGAAGAAAGCUCAGCUGCUCUAUCAAAUACUCCUACAUCCACCUGCUCUAACUCACCAAGUCACAGUCCAUGUUUAGGAAACCAUACUUUGAUCGAAAACUCUGUUGCAAAUUCAAAUCCAGAUUCCAGUUCUACUAUUCAGAAACCUGCCUCUCCUACUAAUACAAUCAGUGUGUCAUCAGAUAAUAGUAGUCCACUUUUUCCUCACUCAAAUUUCCAUAACAGUCAACCUGUGAUAAAUUCUCAAGCAUCUUCAACACCAUAUGCAACUGCUGCCGCUGGAAUGCCCAAUAACCAUUACAAAAUGUCCAAUAAUCAUGAAAACGCUUGGUCAUCUUCAAACUCUGUUGAUGAAGAAUUUGCUAAUGAUGUAAAUACAAAAACUUUUCAUUGUUCCAAUUCAACAUCCGAUGUAACGCAUAACAAUACCAGCCAUUCAUCUAAAUCAUCUGCACCUGUAAGUAAUUCUUGGACUGAUUCCAACUAUCGAUAUAGAUUUCAAGAUGGGGAGUCUUCUUCAGAAUUGUCAUGUGAAAAUGGUGAUCAACCAGUGUUUAGUAACAGUGAUAGUCAGCUGCAUUCUGUUUCUAGUGUUCGGAAAAGUGCAAAUUCCUCUUUAAACUGCCAAAAUGAUUCAUCAAGGUCAUCAUUUGGUUCAUCAACAACAUUAAAUGCUUCGUCAAAUUCUGUGAUCUUGGAUGAUGCACAAUCCACUUUAAAAAACCUUGCUGAGAGAGCUGUUUUAAAUUCUGGUAUCAAUAAUCACAUUCAUAAUCUGCAGUUUUCAGCUAUACAAAGCAAAGGCACUCAAAUAACGCACAAUGUUUUAGGAAACAAUGUUAAUGAUGUGUACAAUGAUACUUCCUUGCCAUCUUCAUCUAACUUAUCACCUACAAUAUGUUCUGAAAUUAAUAUAUCUCAAAUAUUUGGUGAAAUACCUCAAAAUUAUUUUUCUCCUGAGCAUGCUCAGAGUUUACGUAUCCUGGAUUCAGCCUAUAAGCAUUUACCCCUUCCAAUGGAUUCUCAAAAACACAG